Molecule: messenger RNA, 4037 nt
Organism: Papaver somniferum (opium poppy)
Lineage: Eukaryota; Viridiplantae; Streptophyta; Magnoliopsida; Ranunculales; Papaveraceae
Product: putative disease resistance protein RGA4
Exons: 2
Coding region: 179-3787 (1202 amino acids)
Biological process (GO): defense response to other organism
Molecular function (GO): ADP binding; protein binding
Source: RefSeq, a predicted model, not a curated record
AGGGAUAAAAUAACACUAUAAAACUCUUCGGAGAGCUGUUAUGCACCUACACAUCAUUUCAAAGUAUCAUAAGUUGUUUAAUUAAGUUCAAUUAAAUUCCCUGAUCUUCCUAUUCUUCUUCUUUUUUUCAUCAUCAACUACUUGUUAAUUUCCACUCAAUUCCAGCCAAGAUCUUAGUAUGGCGGUUGAAGGAAUUCUUAUUAAUGGUGUAACAGAAAUACUCAACAAUUUAUUACCAGAGACUAGUCUGUCCUGGGUUGUCAAACAUGAACUGAAAAAGCUUCAUCAAUCCUUAGAGAGGAUUCUUGCCGUCCUAACUGAUGCUGAGAGGCGACGAGCCACCCAAGAACCUGUGAGACUCUGGUUGAGAAGGCUCAAAGACGCAGCCUAUGAUGCCGAGGAUGUGAUGCACGAGUUCUCUUAUGACACUUUAAGUCGGAGAGAGGAUCGUCUGAAGCCUAAGCUACUCGGUCUUGUUUCAUCUUUCAACCCACUUGGUUCUCAUUUCAAACUGGCAAGAAGAAUCAAAGAGGUUAACCAGAAACUAGACGAGAUUACCAAAUAUAUGGUUAGGUUUGAAUUUAAAAUUAAUCCUACCGGUACUACUGUUGCUCGUGGGGAAAGCAGUGAGCGACCAAGCCGACAAACCACAUACUUUGCGAGCCAGGAAAAAAUUGUAGGAAGGGAAGAAGAUAAAGAUAAACUGAUCAAAAUAUUAACAACGGUCACCGCAUCAUCAUCGGCAUCACCUAACAAUGGUGACCUUCCCCUCGAUAAAAUUCAGGUGGUUUCUAUUGUGGGGAUGGGAGGCCUCGGAAAGACGACACUCGCUCAACUCGUCUACAACAAUGAUUCGGUACAAAAGCACUUCGAUACAAAAAUAUGGGUUUGCGUUUCUAAUGAAUUUGAUGUUUAUAGGGUUUUGUCAGAUAUCAUGGAGUUCAUAAAUGAGAAAAAACUCAGUGAUUUAUCAAAUUCCGAAGAACUGGCGCGCAAAGUCCAAGAACAGUUGUCUGGUAAAAGGUAUCUGCUAGUCCUUGAUGAUCUUUGGAGUGAUGAUGCUGACCAAUGGGAGAGAUUCUUCCGCCCGUUGCUUGUUGGUGCCCAAGGGAGUAAAAUAUUAAUAACUACUCGUAAAAGGCAGGUUGCGGAUGUUGUGAGGGGAAGCGUUUCUCCAUACUUCUUACAAAUAUUAAAAGCAGAUGAAUGUUGGUCCAUCAUGGAGAGAAAAGCCUUUUCUCCGGGUGGAGCACGGAAGACUCCAGUUAUGAUUAACAUUGGAAAAGAGAUAGCUAAUAAAUGUGGUGGUUUACCACUUGCAGCAAAAUUUCUUGGUAGCCUGAUGCACUCCAAAAAUAACGAGAGCAAUUGGUUAUCUUUUAGAGACAAUGAUAUGGGGAAUACACCUGAAAGUAAAAUUAUAGCAAUAUUAAAAUUGAGCUAUGACAACUUGUCACCUCAUUUGCAGCGGUGUUUUUCUUAUUUCUCAAUCUUUCCUAAAGAUUUGGAGUUAAGCAAGCAAACUCUUAUUCAACUGUGGAUGGCCGAAGGAUUCCUGCAGCCUUCUAACAUGGGAAACGAUUUCUCGUUUGAAGACAUUGGAGACGAAUACUUUGAAAGCUUAUUGUGGAGUUCCUUUCUUGACGGGAAGAAAAAGAAUGAGUUAGAUGAUGUUAUGACAUUCAAGAUGCAUGAUCUUGUCCGUGAUCUUGCACAGGCUGUUGCUGGAGAUCAUGAGUGCUCGACUGUCAAGGUAACUGAUCUGUUGGGAAAAAAUUCUGGAGUUCGCCGCUUAAACUUAAUAAUGGAUGAAGCAUUACUAGCAAGCGAAAGCAUAAACAAUAUAAAGAAGUUGCGGACGCUUAUAAUUCUUGAACCAUGUUAUACUCUGAACCUCCUUGGACUCUCAAGUAAUAACCACUUACGUACUCUACAUUUGUGUCGUCCGACUAAAGGCCGUCGUCCAGGGAUCGGAUAUUCUACUUCUAAGUUCAGGCAAUUAAGGUACUUCCAUGUUAACUUUUUAAAUCAAAGUGGUAAUGAUUAUAGUAGACUUUACAAUUUGCAGACGUUGGUAUUAAGUGGGUGUUCGAAUGUUCAAAAUCGUGUCAGAGAGAUUGGAUCUCUAAAACACUUAAGGCACCUUGAUAUCUCGUUUACAGAUAUCGUAGAAUUGCCUGAUUCUGUUACUAGCCUCCACAGUUUGCAAAGAUUAGAUCUCAGUCAUUGCGAAAACUUAACCACCUUUCCCGACUCUGUCACUGGGAUGGAAUGUCUAAGAUUUCUUGAUUUGUCUUCUACCCCUAUUGAAAAACUACCUGAUUUUGUUACUAGUCUCCGCAAUUUGCGGACAUUAGAUGUCAAUACCUGUAAAAAAUUAAAAACUUUACCAGAGUCUGUGGCAGGUCUUAAAAAUUUGAGCAUUUUUAAUUUCAAAAACUGUCCAUUACUUGAAGAAUUACCUGAAGAUCUUGGAGCUUUAUAUCAGUUGAGAUCUCUUGACCUAGUGGGUACGGAGAUCAGCGUCUUGCCAGAGUCUUGCACUAACCUCAACAAUCUUGAGUAUGUUCAUCUUUUCAUGUGUGAGUUUCCCAAAGAGGUAACGAAUUGGAUAAAACUGAGAAAGUUUCAUUAUUACAAUGUGGGAAGACCAAUGGGUAUAGAGAAAUUAAUUUGUCUGCAAGAAUUGAUAUACGAUGUGCGAGAAAAAGUCAUCGACCAGGCUGAAUGUAAUGAUGGUAUUGAAGAUUUAGCAAACCUGAACUCUCUAGAGUUAUUAUUUAUCGGCCAUCUUGAGAACGUGAAAGACCCAAUAUAUGCUGAGAGAGGAAAUUUGAAAGGAAAAGAGAAUCUUCUUACAUUGGGUCUAGUAUGGAGUGAAGAUCUUCCUCAAGUGUUCAUACAAGAAGAGUCGGACCAGCAGUCGUGCAAUCAUCUUCUAGUGUUUGAAGCUCUCCAACCUCCCUCUGGUUUGACGUCAUUGUUUGUUCGUAGCUUCAUGGGGUUGGACCUUCCCACGUGGAUGCGUGCAUCUUGUGUUCCCAAUUUGGAAUCGUUGGUACUUACAAAUUGCAACGGAAUUAAACAGCUUCCGGCAGCGAUUGGGCAGCUCCCACGUCUCAGGCACCUCAUGCUUGAAGGAAUUUCUUUGAAGAGGUUGGAUGUUGACGGAUUUCCUUCCUUGACUGAACUCAUUCUUAUUGAUAUGUGUCUUCUAGAAGAAUUGGGUGGUUCAUAUGCUUGUCUUCAGGAUCUGAGGAUUACUGGAUGCAAAAGUUUAACAGAAAUCCGGUCGUUUCCUUCUCUAACGCUAUUGAGAUUAAAGAAGAUUGACCCCGAGUUGGUAUGCUCAAUCGGACGAAGCCAGACAUCUCUCACAGGUCUAAGUUUGAAGAAUAUUGAGGAUCUUCUAUACUUCCCAAUAAGCAUACUCCAAAACAAUCGUAAUCUUCACAUUCUUACAAUUAAAGGGUGCAAUCAGUUAAAAGGCUUUCGAGUAAAUGAUGAUGAGAAUGGUGACAAGAUGGAUUUACUUGGCCCUGAUCUCUAUAGCGUCUCUCUUCAAAACUUGGUUUUAUAUGAUUGCCCAGUUCUGAGUUUUCUGCCAGAUUUAAGAAGGUGGACUUCUCUUGAGAAUUUAGCAAUCCACAAUUGCCCACAAGUGAAGGAUUCUUUAACAUAUGAUCUCAAAUCUCUCUCAUUUCUCAAGGCAUUGUAUGUUGAUUUUAUUCAAAGAGACGAACAACGUGGAGAUCCAUCAAAGGACUUCAUUAAUUUGCUGGAGUAACAGCUGAAUACAAGUGGAUUACAUGAAUAGUAUGGACGCAGCCACGCUAAUGAAGCGGAAGCCUCGAUUCCGGUAAAGAAGCGGAUUAAUCACUGAAAGAUGAAAUGCUAAGUACCAACAUUGAAUUUUUAGAUUUUUUAAUUCGUAUAAAUAUUACUCGUCGAAAAGUAUGUAAUAUUUUGUUUUAUUCAAAGACACGAACAAUAAAUAAAAUAAAAAAAGAUAAUAUGGAAACGUUGAGUUCUUGUUG